This is a messenger RNA of Sinocyclocheilus anshuiensis, 2152 nucleotides long. Its product is annotated as DNA annealing helicase and endonuclease ZRANB3-like. The transcript is spliced from 14 exons. Gene Ontology annotation, molecular function: ATP binding; DNA endonuclease activity. Gene Ontology annotation, cellular component: nuclear replication fork. Lineage: Eukaryota; Metazoa; Chordata; Actinopteri; Cypriniformes; Cyprinidae. Gene Ontology annotation, biological process: DNA repair; replication fork processing. The annotation marks the transcript as partial. The record is from RefSeq and is a predicted model, not a curated record.
UACAUUUCUAAGAUCUACACAAGGGUGAAAGAAGCCCAAUACAUAUUUUUAUUUCUAACAAAUAGCCACUGGUCGCGCGGAUAUGACGCACGGUGCGAUCUGUGACGCCACUGACUGUAUUGCCGCGAAAUGUCAAAUCAUGGCAGCAGGAUUUCAGAAAUGAUCGUCUCUUGAGUAUGAGAACCAUGAGAAGUCAAGGCAGAUCUGGUCCAGAUGGGGUUUCUCUCCAUGGCAAGGAUGCACUUCAACUCCUUCCACAGAAACUAGGGGAAAAACUGAUGCCCUUCCAGAGAGAAGGGGUCCGUUUUGCCCUAUCAAGGGAUGGACGGUGCAUGAUUGCAGAUGAGAUGGGUUUGGGAAAGACGAUCCAGGCCAUUUCGGUGGCGUAUAUCUUCAAAGAAGAAUGGCCUCUGCUGAUUGUGGUGCCUUCAUCUCUGAAAUACCCUUGGAUUGAAGAGCUGGAGAAGUGGAUUCCCGAACUCGACCCCAGAGACAUCAACUUGGUCGAAAGCAAGACCGAUACAAUGAGCAUCGGCACUAGCAAAGUGACUAUACUGGGAUACGGGCUGCUCACGACGGACGCACGCCCCCUGCUGGAGGCCCUGAACAAGCAACGAUUCGACGUCAUCCUGGUGGAUGAAUCCCACUACCUGAAAUCUCGCAACGCAGCUCGUAGUAAAAUAUUGGUGCCAAUCAUUCAGAACGCCAAGCGUGCCAUCCUUCUAACUGGCACCCCGGCGCUGGGCAGACCAGAGGAGCUCUUCAUGCAAAUCGAUGCUUUGUAUCCACGGAGGUUUGGAACCUGGAGCGACUACGCCAAAAAAUACUGCAACGCACACUACAAGUUUUUCGGGGCCAGACGGCAGUGGGACUGUCGCGGUGCGUCUCAUUUGGACGAGUUACACCAGCGUCUGAGCGAGAUUAUUAUUCGCAGACUCAAGAAUCAGGUGCUGACUCAACUACCACCCAAAAUACGCCAACGAAUCCCCUUCGACCUUCCCAAAGAUGCUGCCAAGGAAGCGAGUGCUAGUUUUGAGCGGUGGGAGAAACUGAUGAGCUCUGAGAGUGAGAAUCAGUUUGUGGAGGUGAUGAGUCUCAUCACACACAUGUAUAAGCAGACCGCCAUUGCCAAGGCCGGAGCGGUGAAGGACUAUAUAAAGAUGAUGUUGGAGACCGAACAGCUGAAGUUUCUGGUCUUCGCUCAUCAUCUCAGCAUGCUGCAGGCGUGUACCGAGGCUGUCAUCGAGGCCAAGGCUAGUUAUAUCCGCAUCGAUGGCAGUGUUCCAUCUGCAGAGAGGAUCCAACUUGUGCAUCGUUUUCAAAAUGAUCCAGACACGCGUGUGGCCAUACUAAGUAUACAGGCAGCUGGACAGGGUCUGACAUUUACGGCUGCGUCUCACGUGGUCUUUGCCGAACUCUACUGGAACCCAGGACACAUCAAACAAGCAGAGGACAGAGCACAUCGCAUAGGGCAGACCACUACGGUACACAUCCACUACCUCAUUGCCAAAGGAACCUUUGACACCGUCAUGUGGGCCAUGUUAAACAGAAAGGAAACGGUUACGGGCAGCGCUCUGAACGGAAAGAAAGAGUAUUUGAAAGCUGAGGUGGGAGACGAAGAGAAAUGGGACUUUCUGAACUUUGCUAAGGCAUGGACGCCAAGCGACACCAUGAAAGGUGACUCUGAGGACGACAAGGAUGGAAUUUUCUUUUCUCAUUUUGAAAGGGAAAAGCAGCACGACAUCCGAUCGUUUUUUUCCCCCUCUGUGAACAAAGAAAAGAAGAGGAAACGAACCGGGGAUUCACCCUCCAACGGAUCUCCUCUCGCCCAAUUACCCGAGGGGGCGGAGCCUGUUCGGACCCCAGAGAUCCAGAGCUCUGAUUUGAAGGCCGACCAGGGGGAGGACUUUUCUCCGCAGGUGAAGCGGUUUAGGCAGGUUAGCCCCUCGUCACGACGUGGGGGUAAGAAGAGCCCCCUGUCGUCCUUGUGCGCCCCCCGAAGGCUCUCGGCGGGACUGCAGGCUCCGCACCACAAUCAGAAGUGGAACUGUUCGGCAUGUACAUUCUCCAACAGCGGAUUGCUGCUACACUGCGAGAUGUGUGAAAGUCCGCGAAAUGCACAAAAAGGUGAAAUCUACACACACAAACAAUU